AACUACAUGUAAGACGGCCAUCUCUUGAGAAGCAAAGGGGACAUAGUAGCAGGGAAGGAAGCUGAGGUUAAAGGUAUAAUCUACGCUCAACUAGAUUGGCAAAAGCUGGUUGUAUUGUGAACCAGUCAGCAGUUCACUGCAGCCAGGUUCUGCUAUCAAAACAGGACAUACCGUUUCCUCCCAUGUGUACCACAGCAUAAUGCAAAUCUACAACUUAGCAUUUGGUAUUUCACCUCUUUCUGGUGAUGAAGAGUUUCUUCUGGUUUCCUAAGUUCUUCAUGACCUAUUUAAGUUUACCAAACACUUCGGUUUGUGUACCAUAAGUAGUUCUUUCUGUCACGUAAAUGAAAGAAAGAAAGAAAACAUGUGAAACAAGGGAUGUUCUUUAAGUUUAAAUAGAAGAUUGGUCAGAAGUGGGGAAGUGCAACAACAGCAAGGAACUUGUGUAAAAAUAAAAGUGGCUGCGCAGACAGAUUUCCUCAAUCUUGAUGUCUGGAUUGAGAAAACUGACACAGACGUACAAACCAUCUGAAAAUCAUGAAGAGGAGUUUGGUUCUUGCUGUUGUCCUCGCUCUGGAAGUGGUUUUUCAGACUGAAGCCAUGUCUGUAACAGGAACUGAGGGGGGAUCAGUCAAAAUAACAUGCUCUCAUUCUUAUGCCACCACCAAUGUCAAAUAUUUCUGCAAAGGAGCGUGCAGUGAAGCAGACGUCCUGACAAAAAGCAGGCCCAUGCGGCAAGAGGGGAAGUACUCUAUAGAAGAUAAAGGGAACACAUUCUAUGUAACAAUAUCAAAACUGGAAAAGGGCGACGAAGGAGUUUACUGGUGUGGCGUUGAGAGAGUUGGAGUGGACACGUACGACAAAGUGACCCUCUCUGUAGAAGAAGAGAAUCCAGGAAGCAGCCUGAAGACGCCGGAUUCUAAUAAGAUGGUGUAUCUUGGAACAGGUCUUGGUGUGGCGGUGCUGGCUCUGGCGACCGUCCUGCUGUCGUUCUUCAGACUCAGAAGAAGAGACGUCAGCACGUCUCAAGGAAAAAAUGAUGGCGUUACAUAUUCGAAGCCCUCGAUCCAGAAGAAAUCCCAACAUGCCAACGCCGCUUCGUCAGUCAGUGAGGAGAAAGGAGCAGGUUUCAGGAUCAACGCGGAUCAGCCGGAGGUUCUGUACUCCAACAUCCGUUCAGGGCCUCAGGUCCAGUCAGACGACCUCUGCUAUUCCACCAUCAGCUUCAGCGAACAGCCAGCCUGCAGCGCUGCCUCUCCUCAAAACGAACUAACCACAUACUCAUUUGUUAAAUCCAAACCUGCAGGCUCGGCCAGCUGAACAGCUUUAAUGUUCAAAUAUAAGUUUUUACAUCUUUGACUGAGAAAAUUAUAUCUAGUGAUUAUAGCAGAUGUUUUUAAGUUUAUCCUUGUGUUUUGUUUUGUGUCCUAUAGAUCAAAAUGUGAUCGAUAGGCUCAGUUGUCAGCUGUGUUUUUUCUUUAAAUUAUCAUUAAUUAUUUCAAAUGCACAGCACAAAAAGAUACAAAAAUGUA
Poecilia latipinna (sailfin molly) is the source of this 1532-nucleotide messenger RNA. RefSeq names its product CMRF35-like molecule 4. The coding region runs from base 538 to 1320 and encodes 260 amino acids. The record is from RefSeq and is a predicted model, not a curated record. Gene Ontology annotation, molecular function: transmembrane signaling receptor activity. NCBI's taxonomy places the organism in Eukaryota, Metazoa, Chordata, Actinopteri, Cyprinodontiformes, Poeciliidae. The transcript is spliced from 5 exons. Gene Ontology annotation, cellular component: plasma membrane.